AUGUCGUUGCUCCUGCGCAGCCUUCCUACCGCCGCCGCCCUCCGCCCCAAACCGUCACUUCUCCUCCACCUCCCCAUCCUCCACCUCACCCUCCACCAUACCAGUUCCAGCCCAAUUAGACCCCUCCAAAAACGAGCCUUUUCCUCUAUGCAUUCUUCUUCUUUUCCCCCUCCUGAAACACUCAAUAUCCCUACUCCCAAGAAAAUGGUGAAUCCUUCCGUAUAUUCCAGCACAAACACCCUCGAAUGGGUCAACCGCACUGCUUUUUGUGGAGAGUUAUCCGAAUUGGAUGUUGGUAAACGGGUUCGCGUCUGCGGGUGGGUUGCCCUUCACCGGGUUCACGGGGGACUCACUUUCGUUAACCUGCGUGACCAUACUGGAAUAGUUCAGAUUACAACGCUCCCGGAUGAGUUUCCCGAGGCACAUUCAGUUGUGAAUAACUUGAGGCUUGAAUACGUGAUUGCCGUGGAAGGCUUGGUAAGACAUCGGCCCAGUGAGUCCAUCAAUAAGAAAAUGAAGACGGGCUUGAUAGAGGUUGCUGUUGAGAAUGUCCAAGUGUUGAAUGCAGUGAGGUUAAAGUUGCCUUUCUUGGUUACGACUGCAGAGGAUGCAAAGGAUUUUGUUAAAGAGGAAAUAAGACUGCGAUAUCGAUGCCUAGAUUUACGUCGGCCACAGAUGAACGCUAACAUUAUGUUGAGACAUAGAGUGGUCAAACUCCUUCGUAGAUAUCUAGAGGAUGUGCAUGAUUUUGUGGAGAUUGAGACUCCAGUUCUAUCUAGGUCGACUCCAGAAGGUGCUCGGGAUUAUUUAGUUCCUUCAAGAAUCCAGCCAGGGACAUUUUAUGCCUUGCCACAAAGUCCACAGCUCUUCAAGCAAAUGCUUAUGGUCUCCGGUUUUGAUAAAUAUUAUCAAAUAGCCAGAUGUUUUAGAGAUGAAGAUCUAAGGGCUGAUAGACAACCUGAAUUUACACAACUAGAUAUGGAAAUGGCCUUUACUCCUAUGGAGGAGAUGCUGAGGCUAAAUGAAGAUUUAAUUAGAAAGGUUUUUCUUGAGAUCAUAGGAGUUGAGCUACCAAACUCUUUUCCAAGGCUUACGUAUGCUCAAGCGAUGAGUCAAUAUGGUUCAGACAGACCAGAUAUUCGUUUUGACCUUCAACUGAAAGAUGUAUCUGAUGUUUUCUCAGACUCCUCCUUCAAGGUUUUUGCCGAUACUUUGGUUAGUGGGGGAAUUGUUAAGGCGUUGUGCGUGCCAUCAGGAGCAAAAAAUUAUUCAAAUACUGCUCUUAAAAAGGGUGAUAUAUAUAACGAAGCUAUUAAAUCUGGAGCAAGGGGUUUGCCUUACUUAAAGGUCUCGAAUAAUGGUGUCCUUGAAGGAAUACCUGCACUUGUAUCAAGUUUAGACACAAAAAAGCAAGAGCAGUUACUGAGCCAACUAUCUGCAAGCUCGGGUGAUCUUAUCUUGUUUGCAGUGGGUAACCAUGCAUCAGUUAAUAAAACCUUAGACCGGCUGAGGAUGCAUGUAGCCCAUGAGUUGGGCUUAAUUGAUCCUUCAAGGCAUUCAAUCCUGUGGGUGACCGAUUUUCCGAUGUUUGAGUGGAAUGAUUCAGAGCAGAGGCUUGAGGCCUUGCACCAUCCUUUCACUGCCCCUAACUCUGAGGAUAUGAAGGACCUUUCUUCUGCUCGUGCCUUAGCUUAUGACAUGGUGUACAAUGGAGUUGAGAUUGGUGGAGGAAGCUUGAGAAUUUACAAGCGUGAAGUUCAAGAAAAGGUUUUGGAAAUUGUUGGCAUUUCCCCUGAACAAGCUGAAGCAAAAUUUGGGUAUCUUUUGGAGGCUCUGGACCUGGGUGCUCCUCCACAUGGGGGAAUUGCUUAUGGGUUAGAUAGGCUGGUAAUGCUGUUGGCAGGUGCUCACUCCAUUAGGGAUGUUAUAGCUUUCCCAAAGACAACUACUGCCCAAUGUGCCCUUACUCGUGCGCCUUCUGAGGUCGAUCCUGAGCAGCUAAAGGAUCUCUCGUACAAGUCUACAGUUUCUUGA
Molecule: messenger RNA, 2034 nt
Organism: Fraxinus pennsylvanica
Lineage: Eukaryota; Viridiplantae; Streptophyta; Magnoliopsida; Lamiales; Oleaceae
Source: the annotation of a GenBank genome assembly